UCCUUCACUGUACUAUCCACUUGUUCUGUUAAUUGUCGUCUUCUUAGCUCCAGCGUAUCCUGGAGCUAAAAUUAUUGGAGGUCAUGAAGUUGAACCACAUUCAAGACCUUAUAUGGUAUCUCUCCAACGACUUAGGCGGAACAGUAAAUAUGUUCCCUAUUGCGGAGGUGCUUUGAUCAGACCAAACUGGGUACUAACUGCAGCACACUGUGAAAAAAAAAUUGCAUCAGGCCAGUCUCUUCAAGCAGUUCUUGGAGCACAUUUUUUUUUAAAGAAUGAGACAAGUCAACAAAGACUGCGCAUCAUCAGACAGAUUCCCAUUACAAAAUACAACAAGAAGACUAAGAAAGAUGAUAUCAUGCUGCUGCAGCUCGAGACUGAUGCAAAAAUCAACCAGUAUGUGAAUGUUCUCAACCUUCCCAAAGGAGGAAUCACCAACAUGAAAUCUGGAACAAGGUGCACUGUGGCAGGAUGGGGAAAAACAAAAAUAAACAAUUACUCUGACACACUUCAAGAGGUGAAUGUCAAGGUAAUUGAUCGCCGAACAUGCAACAGCAUGGAUUAUUACAAUCAUACACCUGAAAUAACCCAGGACAUGAUCUGUGUUGGUGACAGCAAGGGCAGAGGAGAUUCAUGUCAGGGUGAUUCAGGCAGCCCUUUGAUAUGCGACAAAAUGUAUUCUGGGAUUGUGUCCUUUGGUAAAGGAUGUGCAAUUGCCAAAAAGCCUGGGGUGUACACUUUACUAACAAAGAAAUACAUUGAUUGGAUUCGGGAUACAAUUGGUUGACCGCUGAAGAAUGCUGAAGAGCUGUACUGAGUUAUCACAAUCCUGCUUCACUCUGCUUUACUUACACUGAUGCUCAGUUAAUUGGCCUAGAGGGCCGGCUUGCCUCUAUCCUUACCUUUUCUGUUUUGCAUAAAAUGUUACAGCAAAGUGCAAUAAA
This is a messenger RNA of Hypanus sabinus (Atlantic stingray), 944 nucleotides long. Its product is annotated as granzyme K-like. Bases 113 to 787 code for a protein of 224 amino acids. The record is from RefSeq and is a predicted model, not a curated record. The transcript is spliced from 5 exons. Gene Ontology annotation, molecular function: serine-type endopeptidase activity. NCBI's taxonomy places the organism in Eukaryota, Metazoa, Chordata, Chondrichthyes, Myliobatiformes, Dasyatidae. Gene Ontology annotation, biological process: proteolysis.